Aegilops tauschii subsp. strangulata is the source of this 744-nucleotide messenger RNA. The record is from RefSeq and is a predicted model, not a curated record. Lineage: Eukaryota; Viridiplantae; Streptophyta; Magnoliopsida; Poales; Poaceae.
AUGGCCUCACCGCCCUCGUCGCCGGAGGCCCCCACAUCGCUCGUUGCCCGCCUCGCCGCGCCCCCGGCCUCCUCCGCGGCGUCACCUCGCCGACGCCGCUUCGCCGCCGGCCAUCCCCUGUCUCCCCCGCCUCUACUUCGCCCGGCGUCGUCGGACGGCCUCCCCGUCUUCCUCCCCAACGGCUCCAUCAAGCCUCGCCGCCCCCCAUCUCUCACGACGAACGUGAGCACCUCCCCGUGCUCCACCUCUAACCCCCCCCCCUGGUCACCGCACUCUCGCGCGCACUCUGCCACGUCGGGCCUCGCUCACGCGCGCGCGUGCCCUGCUCGUUGCUGCUUGUGGACCUCGCCCGCUAGCCGUCGUCGUCCGCCCGCGCCAUCGCCCUGCUUGCGCCACGGCGCCCGCCUGCACAGAAACCUCGUGCGCCUCUCCCCCCUGCUCGCUGUUGCUCCGGCGCGGCUCUGCCCGCGCCACCGUGCAGCCGCCCGGUCCAGCCCCGACCGCGCACCCGCGUCCGACCACCCAACCACGGCGACCCCCCCGCCUUGCGCCCCACCUCGUCAUCUCGCCGCGCCACCACUUCCCGUGGCUGCUACUGCCCUGCGGCCGCGCGCCGUCGCCGUCCUGUCGCCGCUCCGGCCGCCUGGGCGGCGCCGUGGCCACCGGCCUCUUCGGCUCCGGCGCCCUGCCGUGUCCGCCCGCCCCUGGGCGUGCGCCCCGCGCCCGAACCCACUAAGGCCCUAG